ACUAUGUCUUUUCUCAGGACUGUUUUAAACAACUCUGUCAUCAUUCAUCCUCCAGGCUUCUAUAUCAUUGGAUUUCAGACGUUUCCCUUCAUCAGUGUCUUCUUCAUCUUUUUAGCAUUUGUCUAUGCGGUUACACUAAUGUUCAAUUGUUUGGUCAUCUAUGUAAUUACCUUUAAUCAUUGUUUACACACCCCAAAAUUUCUUGCUGUUGUCAAUCUCGCAGUAAUUGAUGUAAUCCUAAACACGUGCACUAUUCCCGGCAUGAUAAAGAUAUUCCUUGUUAAGGACAACUUUAUUCCAUUCAACUUGUGCUUGUUACAGAUGUUUGUGUAUUAUGCUUUUGUAUCAUUGGAGUCAUACGCGCUGGCAAUACUUGCCUAUGACAGAUUGAUUGCAAUAUGUUUCCCUCUGCGUCACAACUCAAUCAACACUGUGCGGAGCAUGUGUUGCAUUGUUGGCCUUACUUGGUCUUUUGCUCUGGGAGUUACAGCGUUUACAACAAGUAUAAUGACACGACUAUCUUUCUGCAACUCUGUGAGAGUGUUCAGUUAUUUCUGUGACUAUGCACCUGUGUUUAGACUGGCCUGUAAUGAUUACACAAUGCAUUGGUCUGCGGCUUCAUGUCUCUCUGUUUUGAUCCUUGGAGGACCUUUCACUUUCAUUCUUCUGUCGUAUGUCAGCAUCCUGGUGACUGUGUUCAGGAUGAAAUCACUGGACAGUCGAGUGAAAGCUCUGGCCACUUGUGUGGAGCAUCUCAUUCUUGUUGCUGUAUUUUAUAUUCCUUUAAUUACUAUUUUUACUGUUGGGUUUUAUCUGCGAGCUAUUAACCCGGACCAGCGUGUGCUGAGUCUGUCGCUGGCCUCUUGCAUCCCACCCUGCAUCAAUCCUAUUGUUUAUUCUUUGAAAACUAAAGAGAUAAAAGUCAGAGCCCUUGCACUGGUGAGAAAAACUGAAAUUGGUACCCAACAAACAAACCAACAUAAAAAACUUUCUUGCAAAAUGAAUAAGAUGCAGCAAUAG
Molecule: messenger RNA, 1020 nt
Organism: Scomber scombrus (Atlantic mackerel)
Lineage: Eukaryota; Metazoa; Chordata; Actinopteri; Scombriformes; Scombridae
Product: olfactory receptor 2AT4-like
Exons: 1
Coding region: 4-1020 (338 amino acids)
Biological process (GO): G protein-coupled receptor signaling pathway
Cellular component (GO): membrane
Molecular function (GO): G protein-coupled receptor activity; olfactory receptor activity
Source: RefSeq, a predicted model, not a curated record